Molecule: messenger RNA, 5563 nt
Organism: Anastrepha ludens (Mexican fruit fly)
Lineage: Eukaryota; Metazoa; Arthropoda; Insecta; Diptera; Tephritidae
Exons: 1
Coding region: 1-5250 (1749 amino acids)
Biological process (GO): DNA integration
Molecular function (GO): nucleic acid binding; zinc ion binding
Source: RefSeq, a predicted model, not a curated record
AUGUCGCUCAGUCCAGAUCGCGUGUCGUUUUUAAAGCUGAAAACAAGGUCAGUCUUUAAUCGACUUCAGCAUACAUCAGCAGAGAUGAACACCGAAAUGCUACAAGGCAUGGAUGAGUACGGCUUGGCAGCAAUCAUGGAAUCAGUGGGAGAUUUGAAAGCAACAUUCACCGCCGCUCACACCAGCUUGGAGGAAAUGGACUUUGAGUCUAUUGCCAGUGACCUGCCCUGCAAAUUCGAUGCUACAUUAGUGAAACUUAAGGCGAACCUUCAACGAGAGAUUGGGAAACGUAGCACAGGUCAGCACUGCUCGACAUUUAGAGCGAACACUGGUGACUCGCAGUCAAUCAUCGUGAAUGCCAAUCGUUCUCGCUUGCCUUUGCUAAUGCUACCCAAAUUUAGUGGCGCGUACACCGAGUGGAGCAACUUCUUCUCAAUGUUCGCCUCCGUCAUUGACAACGAUGGCGACCUAACGGAAAGCGAUAAGCUGCAAUACCUGCGUUCCUGCUUGAGUGGUGCUGCUUUGGAUACUAUCCAAUCUCUGGAGAUAAAUGAAAAUAAUUAUAAAAAUGCAUUAGAUUUACUCAAAAAACGUUUUGAUAACAAGCGAAUUAUAUUUCAGGCACACAUCAGACAGAUCUUUGGGCUGGACAGGGCAGAUGCAUCCGCAAGCAAGUUGCGGAGUUUGACGGACAAGGUUACAUCACACAUACGCGCGUUGCAGUCGCUUGGGUCACAAGAACAAAUCGCUGACUGCAUUAUAGUUGAACUACUAAUCCAGAAGUUGGACAAGGCUACUCAAUCCAAGUGGGAAGAAAAUUCAUCAAGCAACGAACUGCCGUCGUGGGAUCAGUUAGCUGCAUUUUUGGAAAAGCGGUGUCGUACCCUCGAAAAUGUGGAGCAUGCCAUACAAACCCAAACGGAUCAAGUUGACAGAAACGGUAAAACUGUAAGUACAAAUAAAAGAAAAUCAUUUGUCGUUUCGAAUGCCUCAGUAGGUGGUUGCGCGUUUUGUCGGUGCCCUGAUCAUAGAAUUUACCACUGUCAGCAAUUUUCCACUCUUUCUCCAAAUCUUCGCCAAAAGGAAGCCAAGAAGCUCUCGCUUUGCCUUAACUGUCUAAAGGGUGGCCAUCAAAUGAGAGAUUGCAAAUCUGGACCCUGUAGAGCUUGUCAAUUGAAACACCAUACGCUUUUGCAUUUUGACCGCACAUCUUCUGCUUCAACUUCUAUAUCAGGCCCAGUCACGCAACUACCCACAUUCAAAUCAAACACCAUAGCUGCAACAUCAUCUGUCCCUGGCCAUGCCCUCACUUCGAGAUCUCCAUCUGAUGCUGUGCUUCUAGCCACUGCAGUCAUUUUUGUCAAAAAUCGUGCUGGUACCUUCGUGCCAUGUCGGGCGCUUUUGGAUUCGGGUUCCCAGCUUCACUUUAUUACAAAUCGUUUUACUAAUCAAUUACAACUUCGUAGGACCAAAUAUUCGGCAGCAGUUUCGGGCAUCGGGGAUGCCAACCUGUCAACUGAAGGCUAUUCGGUCAAUGUCGUACUGAAGUCGCGGACUUCAGAUUUCUCAACGCACAUCACUUCCGUCGUUGUUCAAACAAUCACUGACAAUCAGCCUGGUUUUUCAGUGAGCAUCGCGGACUGGAACGUCCCUUCGAACAUCCAACUAGCUGAUCCCAAUUUCAACAUACCUCAGCGUAUUGACUUGCUCAUUGGAGCAGGACUAUUUUUCGAACUUCUCUGCGUUGGACAGAUACAGUUGGCGCCCGGAUUUCCAGUUCUUCAAAAAACUCUUCUCGGUUGGGUGAUAUCAGGUGGUGGUCAACAGACUUCUAAGCUUUCGUCAUUUGUGGCCAAUCAAAGGUCUUCGAGAGACAUCGACUCUGAUACCCGACUAGACGAUUUGGUACGUCGCUUCUGGGAAGUAGAUCACGUUUUUGAGCCAAUCACUAAAAUAACAAGGGAGGAGCUCGACUGCGAGGCGCAUUUUCAGCAAAAUGUUUCGCGUUUACCUUCAGGCGAGUACUCGGUUCGCUUACCUUUGAAACUCGGCACAGAAUCAUUAGGCGAAUCAUACACACAAGCAAAGCGACGAUUUCAGAGCCUUGAGCGGAAGUUAACUAACAAUAUCGAUUUAAAGCUAAAGUACUCGGCAUUUAUAAAGGAGUACCUUGAGCUGAAUCACAUGUCACUGGUCACCAGCGCUGAGGAGCAUGAAUGCAAAUAUUUUUUACCACAUCACUGCGUCGUCAAGGAAGAUAGCUCCACAACAAAGCUCAGGGUCGUUUUUGAUGGUUCUGCUGUCACAACUUCGGGCCUUUCAUUAAACGAGAUUCUAAUGGCGGGGUCGACCAUACAACCCAAACUUUUUGAUAUUCUUAUUCGCUUUCGUACGUUUCCCGUUGCACUUACUGGAGACAUUUGCAAGAUGUAUCGUUGCGUUCGCGUCUCUGCACCCGACAACAUGUUGCAGUGCAUUUUGUGGCGGGACUCCCCUGAGUCAGACAUCAAGGUUUACAAGCUGGAUACGGUUACGUAUGGAACGAAGCCCGCAGCAUUCCUAGCUAUAAGAGCAAUGCAUCAACUAGCCUCCGAUGAGUCCUCGUCUUACCCCUUGGGUUCACAAAUUGUCAAACGCGAUUUUUACGUAGAUGACCUGAUCUCCGGAGGAAAUUCAGUUGAAGAAGUACGCGAGAUGAUGCAUCAAACCACCAGUCUCCUUGCCCGUGGAAAGUUUCAUCUCCGGAAAUGGUGCUCCAACAACCCAGACGUUCUUCAUCACAUUUCUGAUGCAGAAAGGGAAACCUUCCUUAAAUUCGAUGACGGUAGCAAUAUUACGAAAACGUUGGGACUCACAUGGGAUCCUUUUAAAGAUAAUUUGUUGUUUUCCUUAGCGCGACACCUUGGAGGCACCAGAAAUUCUAAACGGUCUGCACUAUCAACAAUAGCUCGCUGUUACGACCCGCUAGGUUUAAUCGGCCCCACCCUGACUAGGGCGAAAAUUCUGUUGCAGCGAAUGUGGAGAGACAAGCUCGAAUGGGACGAGAGUUUACCGCUCUCACUGGACACAGAUUGGUCGGCCUUUUGCAAAGAAUUCACAGAUGUGCAGUAUUUAUCAUUUCCGCGUUACAUAUUGCAGCCUGGAGCCACUCAUGAACUACAUGCAUUUUGCGAUGCUAGUCUCGAAGCAUUCGGUGUUUGUGUCUAUGCGCGUUCAGUCAGAGAUGACAACGCUCAAGUUCAUCUUCUUUGUUCAAAGGCUCGUGUUGCCCCUUUGAAGACGCUAACAGUACCUAAACUGGAGCUUUGUGCCGCCGCCUUACUCGCACAAUUAAUUAACGAAAUAACAAAAUUGAAGCUUUUCGCGAGUCGUUGUUAUUGCUGGUCAGAUUCAUCUGUGGUAUUAUCCUGGUUACAAGAAGAGCCGUCAAAAUUUAACGUAUUUGUCGCCAACCGAGUAUGUGCCAUACAACAACUUACAGAAGGUAUGCAGUGGCGUUACGUCCCCACCUCUUUGAAUCCUGCUGACAUCUUAUCUAGGGGAGCCGCUCCCCGAGAACUCUCACAAUCAAAUUUGUGGAAGCAUGGACCCCCGUUCCUGCAAGAAGAAAUGUGUAAUUGGCCGAAGUCUAUUGUGCCUCAAACUAAACUCCCGGAAGUUCGUCAAAAGGUCCUGGUAUCCAUGAAUAAUCGAAUCGACAUCUCGCUUUCCUUUAAGUACAUCAACUCCUUCACCAAGAUGCAACGCAUAUUUGGAUACGUACACAAGUUCAUCACCACUGCAAGAUCGUUAAAAUCAUCACAUCUUACAUCCGAAAAUAUACAUCUUGGAACUCAACUGCUAAUUCGCAUUGUUCAAAGAGCUCAGCUUUGGCCAGAAUACAUUGCCUUGAAACAAAAUCGAUGCGUACAUUCGUCGAGUAGCAUUUCGUCUCUAUCGCCGUUUCUAGAUGAUUUUGGUUUAGUUCGAGUUGGUGGUCGCCUAAGAAAUUCAACCCUUAGUUUCGAAGCGCGGCAUCCGAUCAUCCUUCCGAAAGAUCACCCAUUAACAUCAGCCAUAAUCAUGCAUUUUCAUAGAAAGAAUUGCCACGCAGGCCCACAGUCAUCACUUGCGGCAAUUCGAAUGCAGUUCUGGCCUAUCGGUGGUAGGAAAACUACUGCGCGUACCCUACAAAAAUGUGUUAUAUGCUGCAGGUCAAAACCAAAACUUUUUGAGCACAUCAUGGCAGAUUUGCCUAAGGAGCGCAUUCAGGCCUCACGAGCCUUCAUCGUCACAGGAGUGGACUACUGCGGUCCAUUUUAUUUCAAACCCGAAACCCGCAACAAGUCACCCCAAAAAUGUUACAUCAGCGUCUUCAUCUGUUUCGCAACCAAGGCCGUGUGGAUGGAGCUAGUGAGGGACCUUUCAACAGGUGCUUUCUUGGAAGCUCUCAAGCGAUUUACGGCAACACGCGGCAUGCCAAGCUGUAUUUGGUCAGACAACGCAACCAAUUUCGUAGGCGCUAAGAACGAGUUGAGGGACCUAAAACGCUUACUCCUAAGCGAAGAGCACCGCAGCAAGGUUCACGUUCACUGCCUCAACAAUGGCUUCGACUGGCGAUUCAUACCACCUCGUUCACCACAUUUCGGCGGCUUGUGGGAAGCCGCAGUAAAAAUGGCUAAACAGCACCUGUACCGCACUCUUGGCUCUGCAAUUCUUAGUUUCGAUGAACUACGUACUUUGGUAUGUCAAAUCUCUGCUAUAAUUAACUCUCGACCUCUUGUACCUCUUUCAGAAAAUCCAGAAGACCUUGAUGUUUUAACUCCAGGUCAUUUUCUUAUUGGCGGCCCGCUUACAGCUGCUCCUGAGCCUAACAUCACUCAUUUGAACUACAAUCGACUCGGUCACUGGCAGCGUGUCACAUACUUCCAACAAUUAUUUUGGAAACGAUGGAGCGAAGAAUACCUCACUCUUCUUCAACAAAGAGCAAAAUGGCGCACCCCUCACCCCAAUGUGCAAAUCAACGAUAUUGUAUGCAUUAAAGAUGAAAAUUCAGCACCUCUUAAGUGGCCUCUUGCGCGCGUCAUCGAAGUCAUUACUGGUGAGGACGGUGUUGCACGAGUAGCUGUUCUACGUACAUCCACUGGCCUUACACGUCGAGCUGUUACUAAAUUGUGCCUCCUUCCGACUAAGGAAUCAGUUGAAAGCCCUGAACUUUCAACGGAGGGGAGGAUGUUGGGAGCAGCACCUAAUUUACAUGACCUAAUUUAAGUAUAGAGUUAAUUGUAUAGUUUUAUUUAAUAAUUUAGUAUUGUAGUCUAACUUAUAAGAUUGUAAUAUUUUUAACUCGUAACACCUGGUCACCCUAAUCCUUGUACUUGUCCUUGAAUUAUAUUAAUACACAUUAUCCUAUAUUUGUCAUUUUCCUAACGUUCGUAUCAACGCAUUCUAUGUACAUACAUUGUAUAUAAGCCGUGCUAAGCAAAUAUUUCGAGACUUGAAGCUCGACAUCAGCUGAGGCCGGUGAACUUAACAUUUUGUAACAAACACACGAACGCGUAAACUCUGUGAAAAAUAAAUUAUA